AUCGCGGUGGCUGUGGGUUAGGUAGGGUGUGAGAAGUUAGUGGCGCUGCUACUGUGAGGGGACGGAGACGGCGUUUCCCCCUCCCCUCCUCCCACGGCUUAAGCUUGGAUCAGCGCGCGAUGCUCACGGACGGCACUGCCGCCCCGACCCCCGCCGGCGAUGAGGAAAUAGACUCGGUGACGCCCCGUGCUGCCCCGGCCGUCGUCGUCGAGGCCUCUACGGCCGGGCCUAACCCGCUAGGGUUGCGGGCCGUGCGCCUCUUUGGAGAGGCUGGGCCCUGUGGGCCGGCAGGGCCGGCAACAACUUCGGGAGAGGCUGGGGCCGCCGCCGCCGCCCUCGACUUUAAACUGGCGGCCGCCGUCCUGAGAAGCGGGGGCGGCGGCGGAUCCGGUAGCGACGAGGACGAGGUAUCUGAGGUUGAGUCGUUUAUUUUGGACCAAGAAGAUUUGGAUAACCCAGUGCUUAAAACAACAUCCGAGAUAUUUUUGUCAAGUGCUGCUGAAGGAGCAGAUCUACGAACAGUGGACCCAGAAACACAAGCAAGACUAGAGGCCUUGUUGGAAGCAGCAGGGAUUGGUAAAUUGUCCACUGCCGAUGGUAAAGCCUUCGCAGAUCCUGAGGUGCUCCGAAGAUUGACUUCUUCUGUUAGCUGUGCGUUGGAUGAAGCUGCUGCUGCAUUGACACGGAUGAGAGCAGAGAACAAUCACAAUGCAGGACAAGUGGACAAUCGCAGUUUGGCAGAAGCAUGCUCAGAUGGGGAUGUAAAUGCUGUCCGGAAGCUGCUGGAUGAAGGAAGAAGUGUAAAUGAACAUACUGAAGAAGGAGAGAGUCUACUUUGCUUGGCAUGUUCAGCUGGAUAUUAUGAAUUGGCACAAGUAUUGCUUGCCAUGCAUGCAAAUGUUGAAGAUAGAGGGAAUAAAGGAGAUAUAACCCCGCUCAUGGCAGCAGCCAGUGGAGGCUAUGUGGACAUUGUGAAACUGCUACUUGUUCAUUGUGCUGAUGUCAAUGCCCAGUCUUCAACAGGGAACACAGCGCUUACUUAUGCUUGUGCUGGGGGAUUUGUUGACAUUGUCAAGGUACUGUUGAAAGCAGGUGCGAAUAUUGAAGAUCAUAAUGAAAAUGGGCAUACCCCCUUAAUGGAAGCUGCCAGUGCGGGCCAUGUUGAGGUUGCAAGAGUACUUCUGGAAUAUGGUGCAGGAAUCAACACUCACUCCAAUGAAUUCAAAGAAAGUGCUCUUACACUUGCUUGUUAUAAAGGUCACUUAGAUAUGGUUCGUUUCUUGCUUGAAGCUGGAGCUGAUCAAGAGCACAAAACGGAUGAGAUGCACACAGCUUUAAUGGAAGCUUGCAUGGAUGGGCAUGUCGAAGUAGCUCGUCUCUUGCUGGACAGUGGUGCUCAAGUGAACAUGCCUGCUGAUUCGUUUGAAUCUCCGUUGACCCUUGCCGCUUGUGGUGGGCAUGUGGAACUAGCAGCUCUGUUGAUAGAAAGGGGGGCAAAUCUUGAGGAAGUUAAUGAUGAAGGCUAUACUCCAUUGAUGGAAGCUGCUCGUGAAGGCCAUGAGGAGAUGGUGGCUCUGUUACUAGCACAAGGUGCUAAUAUAAAUGCGCAGACAGAAGAGACACAGGAGACAGCUCUAACUUUAGCAUGCUGUGGAGGGUUUUCAGAAGUAGCUGACUUCCUCAUUAAGGCAGGAGCCGACAUAGAACUCGGUUGUUCUACUCCUUUGAUGGAAGCAGCUCAGGAGGGACACUUAGAGCUGGUGAAAUACUUACUCGCAGCAGGAGCUAAUGUCCAUGCUACAACUGCAACAGGAGACACUGCCUUGACCUAUGCCUGUGAAAAUGGACACACUGAUGUUGCAGAUGUUCUUCUUCAAGCUGGUGCAGAUUUAGAACAUGAAUCUGAAGGUGGAAGGACACCGCUAAUGAAGGCUGCAAGAGCGGGUCAUCUAUGCACCGUACAAUUUCUUAUUAGCAAAGGUGCCAAUGUUAACCGGGCUACAGCUAAUAAUGACCACACAGUCGUGUCACUGGCAUGUGCUGGGGGCCAUCUUGCUGUUGUUGAGCUGCUACUAGCUCAUGGUGCAGACCCCACUCAUCGUCUUAAGGAUGGCUCAACUAUGCUCAUUGAAGCUGCAAAAGGUGGUCACACAAAUGUUGUUUCCUAUUUAUUGGAUUACCCAAACAACGUUUUGUCAGUUCCAACUACAGACAUGUCCCAACUCACACCACCAUCUCAGGAUCAGUCUCAGGUUCCACGUGUACCAAUGCAUGCGCUUGCCAUGGUUGUACCUCCCCAGGAACCUGACAGAGCUCCUCAAGAGAACUCUCCUGCACUUUUGAACCUACCUAAAGGUACAUCCAAGCAGAAGUCAACUUCCCUUCAGGUAGCAGAUCAGGACCUACUGUCACCUUUUCACCCAUACCAGCCUUUGGAAUGUAUAGUAGAAGAAACUGAAGGCAAGCUGAAUGAACUUGGACAGAGAAUUAGUGCUAUUGAAAAAGCACAGCUUAAAUCAUUGGAGUUAAUUCAAGGUGAACCUUUGAAUAAAGAUAAGAUUGAAGAGCUCAAAAAGAACAGAGAAGAACAAGUACAGAAGAAGAAGAAAAUAUUGAAGGAGCUGCAAAAGGUGGAAAGGCAAUUGCAGAUGAAAACGCAACAGCAAUUUACCAAAGAAUAUUUGGAGACCAAAGGUCAGACAGAGGCACCCCUUACCCAGCAGCAGCCAUGCCCACACACAGGUGUCCUCCCAGAAGUAGAAGAAAAUGAGGGCCUUCCUGGGGAUAACUUUUCAGGGUUAUCGCAGGUUGACAGUGUCCUGUGUAAAGAUGAGCAGCAACAGUCUCCACCAUCUCCUGAGCAAACUGAGUUUGCCCCUCUUCAGCCUUUGUCAACAUCACAGUGUGACUUUUCAAGUAACGUAGGUUGUAAUGGGACAGAUUCUUUUGAACUUCAGAAAGUAUUAGGUAAUCAGCAAACUGUAGGACAGCAGCCAAUUGCUGGACAUGGUCAGGGGCUGUUAGUUCAAGAACCAGACGGAUUAAUGGUUGCCACUCCAGCACAGACGCUUACCGACACUCUUGAUGACCUGAUAGCAGCUGUUAAUAGCAGAGUGCCCACUGGCUCCAAUUCCUCACAUACUACGGAAUCGCCUACACCUGAGCCUUGUUCACAAACACUCAAUGUGACUUCUCAGUCUGUGCUCCCCACAUAUCCGUCUGUUGACAUUGAUGCCCAUACGGAGAGUAACCAUGAUACUGCGCUAACUCUUGCAUGUGCUGGUGGGCACGAAGAGCUCGUCUCUGUGUUGAUAGCACGAGGUGCCAGCAUAGAGCACAGAGAUAAGAAGGGUUUUACACCGCUAAUUUUAGCUGCAACUGCUGGUCAUGUUGGUGUCGUAGAGAUCCUUCUAGACAAAGGUGGAGAUAUCGAAGCACAAUCUGAACGUACUAAGGACACUCCACUUUCAUUAGCAUGUUCUGGUGGGCGCCAAGAGGUGGUUGACCUGCUGCUGGCACGAGGAGCAAACAAAGAACACAGGAAUGUGUCUGAUUAUACACCUCUAAGUCUUGCUGCUUCUGGGGGAUAUGUUAACAUUAUUAAGAUCCUGCUUAAUGCUGGAGCAGAAAUUAAUUCAAGGACUGGCAGUAAGUUAGGCAUUUCUCCUCUGAUGUUGGCGGCUAUGAAUGGCCAUGUUCCUGCAGUGAAGCUGUUACUUGAUAUGGGCUCUGAUAUUAAUGCCCAGAUUGAAACCAAUCGGAACACAGCACUCACUUUGGCCUGUUUCCAGGGCAGAGCAGAGGUGGUCAGUUUGCUUUUGGACAGAAAAGCCAAUGUUGAACAUAGAGCUAAGACUGGGCUCACGCCUCUGAUGGAAGCUGCUUCUGGAGGUUAUGCAGAAGUUGGAAGAGUUCUUCUUGAUAAAGGAGCUGAUGUCAAUGCUCCUCCUGUGCCUUCCUCAAGAGAUACUGCAUUAACAAUUGCUGCAGAUAAAGGCCACUACAAGUUCUGUGAGCUCCUGAUUAAUCGGGGGGCACAUAUUGAUGUUCGCAACAAGAAAGGAAACACACCGCUCUGGUUGGCAGCAAAUGGGGGCCACCUUGAUGUAGUGCAGCUGCUGGUACAGGCAGGAGCCGAUGUGGAUGCUGCGGACAAUCGGAAAAUUACACCCCUUAUGUCUGCAUUUCGUAAAGGCCACGUGAGAGUAGUUCAGUUUUUGGUGAAAGAAGUUAACCAGUUUCCUUCGGACAUUGAAUGCAUGAGGUACAUAGCAACGAUAGCUGACAAGGAACUAUUGAAAAAGUGUCACCAGUGCGUUGAAACAAUUGUGAAGGCUAAGGACCAGCAAGCUGCUGAAGCAAACAAGAAUGCAAGCAUCCUUCUGAAAGAGCUAGAUUUGGAAAAGUCCAGAGAAGAGAGUAGAAAGCAGGCUCUUGCAGCAAAAAGAGAGAAGAGAAAGGAGAAAAGGAAGAAGAAGAAAGAGGAACAGAAACGAAAACAGGAGGAAGAUGAGGAGCACAAGUCUAAGGAAACGCUAGAGCUACAGGAAGAUGAAGAUGAAGAGGAGAAUGAUGAUGAUGUUGAUCAAGAAGUUCCUUUAGAGCCUCCAAGUGCAACCACUACAACUACUAUUGGAAUAUCUGCAACAUCAGCUACUUUCACAAAUGUUUUUGGGAAGAAGAGAGCCAUUGUGGUAACAACUCCCAGCACAAAUAGAAAAAAUAAGAAGAAUAAAACAAAAGACACUCCUCAAAAUGUGCAGAUAAUUUUGCCGGACCAGCAUAUAACUCUAGCUCAGCAAAAAGCAGAUAAAAAUAAAAUCAAUGGAGAGCCAAGAGGUGGUAGUGCUGGUGGGAACAGUGAUUCUGACAACGUAGAUAGCACAGAUUGCAAUAGUGAGAGUAGCAGCGGUGGUAAAAGCCAGGAACUGAAUUUCACUAUGGAGACACACACUUCAGGCGAUCGGCGAUAUGCCUCAGUACUGCUCCCUUCUCAGGAAGACAAGACUAACACCUCAGUUUCCAAAGUGCAAACCAGACUUGAAGGUGAAGCUAAUCCAAACUCCUUAACAACAAGUUAUAAAUCUGUGUCUCUGCCUCUGACGUCUCCAAACAUAAAGUUGAAUCUGACUAGUCCAAAAAGAGGCCAAAAAAGAGAAGAAGGCUGGAAAGAAGUAGUGAGAAGGCAAGUAGGCAGAGUUUUAAAAGACCCUUCACCCAGCAACUCUCUGCAAUCAACACCAAUUGAACAAUUUCAGCUGCAGAGAGGAGGGCGGUGCUGUUCAGGAGCGAAAAGGUCAAAAAAGCUGUCUGUCCCAGCAUCAGUUGUUUCUCGAAUAAUGGGAAGAGGUGGGUGCAACAUUACAGCUAUCCAAGAUGUCACUGGUGCUCAUAUUGAUGUGGACAAGCAAAAAGAUAAAAACGGAGAGAGAAUGAUCACAAUAAGGGGUGGAACAGAAUCAACAAGAUAUGCAGUACAGCUUAUUAAUGCCCUUAUUCAAGAUCCUGCCAAGGAACUGGAAGAUUUAAUUCCUAAAACUCACAUAAGAACGCCUGCUUCCAGCACCAAAUCCAUCCAUACAAAUUUUUCAUCUGGCGUCAAUACCGCUUCAGCUACAAACAAAAGCUCAUUUCCCCUUGGAGCUCCAUCCCUUGUCACCUCACAGUCAUCAACACUGUCUACUUUCCAGUCUGCUAACAAACUAAGCAAGAAUGUCCCAGCAAACGUGCGUUCUUCUUUUCCAGUCUCUCUUCCCUUAGCUUAUUCCCAUCCUCAUUUUGCUUUAUUGGCUGCCCAAACUAUGCAACAAAUUCGUCACCCUCGCUUACCUAUGGCCCAGUUUGGAGGAACAUUUUCAACCUCUCCAAACACUUGGGGACCCUUCCCAGUAAGGCCAGUUAACCCAGGCAGCACAAAUACCUCCCCAAAGCAUAACAGUUCAAGUCGUAUAGGCAACCAGAAUGGCAAUAUUUUGCCGUCUGAGUCUACAGGUUUAGCUUCUAGCUGUCCUGGUACUGUCUCUUCGGUAGUUGCAUCUUCCCAGCCACUUUGUGUGACGAGUAACCGGACUCCAUCAUCGGUCAGAAAGCAGUUGUUUGCUUGUGUUCCUAAAACCAGUACCAUGACAACAGCAAUCUCAACUGUGACAACUACAUGUAGCACACUGCCUUCAGCUUCUGCACCUGAAAACGCAGGGCAUGUUCCCACUACAUUUCUGCCCUCCAGUGUUCCACAGGCACAGCAAUCUGCACUUAAAACAGAUGCUGUUCCUUCUGCCGCAGUACCCAAAGAAAAGGCAUCCACGCCAGAACAAUCUAUUGGAAAUGCAUGUGUGCCAUCGUCAAUUGCUGCUAGCAGCAAUAUUUCAACAGGCAGCAAUUCAGGAGCCCUAGAAGCGUGCACAUCCAGCAGUCCUGCACCUCCAAACAAUGUCCAAGAUGAAACACUGCCAACCAAUAUGUCUGAUUUAAGUCCUCCCAUAUCUAUGCCUUUUUCUUCCAGUUCAGAACCCACUCCAUUAAGCUUAGCUUCACCUAGAUCGGUUGCUACAGAUAAUCAGGACAACGGUAACUUACCUCAGUUAGCUGUACCAGCACCCCGAGUUUCUCACAGAAUGCCGCCUAGAGGUUCAUUUUAUUCAAUGGUACCAAAUGCAAACCUACAUCAAGAACCUCAGUCUAUUUUUGUUACAAAUGCAGUACCUUUAACACCUUCUCAAGGUCCACCUCCUACAGUUCAGCUAUCAUCACCCAUGAACGUUAUGAACGGUUCUCAGAUGCAUAUUAACCCAGCAAACAAAUCCUUGCCUCCUACCUUUGGGCCAGCAACACUCUUCAAUCACUUUAGUAGUCUUUUUGAUAGUAACCAGGUGCCGGCUAACCAAGGAUGGGGAGACUGUCCACUGUCCACACGAGCAGCAGCAGAUCAACCUUUCACUGUCCAGUCUACAUUUAUAGGUAACUCUGUGCUGGGACACAUGGAAAACGUACAUCCUGAUAAUUCGAAGGCUCCAGGAUUCCGGCCUCCUCAGCGAGUUUCAACUAGUCCUGUAGAUCCAUCCAGCAGCUCCUCAAACUCCUCUUCAGCGCCCAUGGCAGGUUUUUCAGCAAAUAUUCAAGGAGCACGGGUUUAUCUUCAAGGGCCAGCACCUGUUGGGACUCCCAGCUUUAACAGACAGCAUUUUUCACCACAUCCUUGGACAAGUGCUACAAAUUCAUGUAGGAGCUUUGGGGGUCUGUCUAAUUCAACUCUUCGGUCUGUUGGUGAAUCUCCUAUUCCAUCAGUUUCCUCGGGAUCAUCUUCACCCCUUUCAGCUGCUUCUGCACCUUCCACCCUGGGCCAACCAAAAUCAGGGAGCACAACUCAAGAUCGAAAGGUGCCACCGCCUAUUGGAACAGAAAGACUUGCUAGAAUUAGGCAAGGAGGUUCUGUCACCCCUACCCCCUUGGGAACCAACUUCACAGCUCCUGUUGGACACAGUGGCAUCUGGUCAUUUGGUGUUAACAACGUUUCAGAAGGUUUGUCAGGUUGGUCCCAGCCUGUAAUGGGAAAUCAUCCAGUACAUCAGCAGCUGUCGGAUCCGGGCACCUUUUCCCAGCAUCAGCCAAUGGAGAGAGAUGAUUCUGGGAUGGUGGCUCCCUCAAACAUUUUCCAGCAGCCUAUGCCGAACAGCUUUGUGGAUUUCUCUAAAGGCCUACCAAUUUCCAUGUAUGGAGGCACUAUAAUACCUUCUCAUCCGCAGCUAGCUGAUGGACCAGGUGGCCCUCUUUUCAAUGGACUGCAUACUCCAGAUCCAGCAUGGAAUCCUAUGAUAAAGGUUGUCCAAAAUUCAACAGAAUGUACCGAUGCUCAGCAGAUUUGGCCUGGUACCUGGGCACCUCACAUUGGAAACAUGCACCUCAAAUACGUCAACUGAUUUAGGAGGGCCUACCUUUCUUUUCUUUUCUUUUUUUUAAAGCCUUGUUUGGAGAAACCUUGGAAGAACUUGGGAAUUUUUUUAAUGUGCCUAACUAAGCAACUUUUUUCUGUGGGCUGUAGCAAGAGAAACUUGUUUGCCCGUUGUGUAAGAACAAAAUGAGUUAUCUAUUCAACUGAUUCUGUUCUCCAGUUAGUUUAGCCAUUUUGAACUCAAAAUCGGAUGAACCUAGUGCUUUUGGCUAAACACUACUGAAUGCUACUCGUAUGCAGCAGAGAACUAGAUGAUUACAUGAUUUCAACCUUUUAGGGUGGUAAAUACAUGUAUAAUUGUUUACAUACUUAAAAGGAAAAACGUUGAGUAAAUUUCAUGUCGUAUAGUGGCUCUACUUUAUGUAGCCUGUAUUAAUGUGAAAUAUUUACCUGAAUAUUCAAUAAAAAGAUGAACAUUA
Molecule: messenger RNA, 8367 nt
Organism: Elgaria multicarinata webbii
Lineage: Eukaryota; Metazoa; Chordata; Lepidosauria; Squamata; Anguidae
Gene: ANKHD1
Product: ankyrin repeat and KH domain containing 1
Exons: 35
Coding region: 120-7916 (2598 amino acids)
Biological process (GO): innate immune response
Cellular component (GO): cytoplasm
Molecular function (GO): protein binding; RNA binding
Source: RefSeq, a predicted model, not a curated record